AUGUCCCUCAACGAGAUUAGGGGCCGAUUAGCCCUAAUUACCGGCGCAUCGGGAGGAAUCGGAGCAGCUUGUGCGCACCAGCUCGCACAGCAUGGCGUCCAUCUAGCCCUGACAUACUCAUCCAACCUGACCGCGAUGAACGGGCUCGUGGCAGAGUUGCAAUCCAAAUACGCGGACAACAAGCUCUGCAUCUCAACCCACAAAGUUGAUGUCGCCUCAGCCGACGAGAUUGAGACCAUGUUUCAACAGAUCGACGCCCAGCAUGGCCACCGACCCGACAUUCUCAUCUCGAAUGCGGGACAUGGCAAACGAAUCCCCAACGUAUGGGAUAUUUCGCUGGAAGAGUUUGACUAUACUUUGAACGUCAACCUCCGUGCCUCGUUUAUUCUUGUCAAGGGUGUGGUAGAGCACAUGAAGAGCCAGAAUUGGGGGCGCAUUGUGUUUAUGUCCUCGAUUGCGGCAUACGGUGGUGGAAUAAACGGAUGCCACUACGCCGCCUCUAAGGGUGGACUCACCGGCAUGAUGAAGAACCUCUCUACUCGCUUGGCUGAAUUCAAUAUCAGCGUCAAUGACGUCGCACCCGCCAUGAUUGGCGAGACAGGGAUGAUCCCCAACGCCGCCGCCAUCCCCGAGGUUGCGGCUGGUAUCCCGCUUCGUCGGUUGGGCACCCCUGAAGAGACGGCGAAUGUCGUGACGAUGCUGCUGACCACGGGGUACAUGACGGGCCAGAGCCUGCUGCUGGCCGGGGGGUUGAAAUGA
Molecule: messenger RNA, 759 nt
Organism: Penicillium alfredii
Lineage: Eukaryota; Fungi; Ascomycota; Eurotiomycetes; Eurotiales; Aspergillaceae
Product: SDR family NAD(P)-dependent oxidoreductase
Exons: 3
Coding region: 1-759 (252 amino acids)
Molecular function (GO): oxidoreductase activity, acting on the CH-OH group of donors, NAD or NADP as acceptor
Source: RefSeq, a predicted model, not a curated record